This is a messenger RNA of Cheilinus undulatus (humphead wrasse), 2226 nucleotides long. RefSeq names its product biotinidase-like. Gene Ontology annotation, molecular function: hydrolase activity, acting on carbon-nitrogen (but not peptide) bonds, in linear amides. The coding region runs from base 5 to 1579 and encodes 524 amino acids. The transcript has 6 exons. The record is from RefSeq and is a predicted model, not a curated record. NCBI's taxonomy places the organism in Eukaryota, Metazoa, Chordata, Actinopteri, Labriformes, Labridae.
UGUCAUGUCAUUCAGGUCUAAGAGCAAAGAAACCAUGACAUUACUCAGUGCUGUGCUCAGUUUUUCUUUAACAUUGGCUGUUGUUCAAACACAGCCUGUUAUGGACAAGUCCUACAUUGCUGCUGUCUAUGAGCAUAAAUUAAUCCCGAACCCAGAGCCUCGUGUCCCACUGUCCCGGUCUGCUGCCCUUCAGCACAUGCAGAAAAACCUGGACAUCUUUGAGGAGCAGGCUGCCAAGGCCGCUGAGCAGGGUGUCCAAAUCCUGGUGUUUCCAGAGGAUGGCAUUCACGGUUUCAACUUCACCCGUUCAUCCAUCUACAACUACCUGGAGACCAUUCCUGACCCCCAGCAAGAGCGCUGGAACCCCUGCACAGAGUCUGAAAAAUACAACAACACUGAGGUUCUCCAGAGGUUGAGCUGUAUGGCCCGUCGUAACAACCUCUACCUGGUGGCCAACAUGCCUGACCUGCAGCCCUGUCCUUUGAGCACCGACCCCUCCUCUACCUGUCCCUCUGAUGGACGCUGGCAGUUCAACACCAACGUGGUUUUCAGAUCAGAUGGCCUCCUGGUGGCACGCUACCAUAAAUACAACCUUUUCUAUGAGGACUCCUUCGACACACCACCGCAGCCUGAGAUCAUCACAUUUGACACGCCUUUCGCUGGGAAGUUUGGCCUCAUUAUAUGCUUUGACAUCCUCUUCCACAAUCCUACAAUCACCCUGGUGGAGAAGGGUGUGCGGCAGCUGAUCUUUCCCACAGCCUGGUUUAACUCACCCCCUAUCCUCCACUCGGUCCAAUACCAUCAAUCAUUAAGCAGGAUCACAAAUGUCACCCUCCUAUCUGCCAACCUUCGUAAUGACAGACUUGACAUGGGAGGAAGUGGUAUCUACACACCUUUGUUUUCUACCUACCACUACGCAUGGAGAGGGGAGCCAGAGGAGGGCAAGCUGCUGGUGGCCAGGGUGCCGGUGUUAGACCCUGAGUGGUUGGGACAGAGGGAAACCACACAGGAAAGGAUGACUGAGUCUACAUCAUCUCCGGCUGCAGAGUCUGGAUUCUGUCAGACAGGCAGCUGCUCUGAUGCUUCCUCAGUCCCUCCAUCCUCCAACACUUUCACAACAACCAUAAUCUUUGACCCAUUCACAUUUGUCCUCUUAAAUGAGAUGGAGGGUGAAGCUAAUGUGUGCAAUGGCUCCUUUUGUUGCCACCUGCAGUACAAACGUUUUCCACAUGGUGACAGCAAUGGGCUCUAUGCACUGGGAGCAUUUGCUGGAUGGCAUAGCGGGGGGAGACACUUCGCCCUGCAGAUUUGUGCACUCGUCCGUUGUGCAGGGUCAGACGCCAGCUCCUGUGGACAGAAAGUAGAAGAAGCAGAGUCGCAAAUGGACUUCCUGUUGGAGGGGAAAUUUGGGACCAAAUAUGUGUAUCCAUCAGUUUUGGCUAGCAGGUUUGUUGUGGAGGAUCCAGAGCAUUUUGAAAUAGCUGCAGAUGGAAGAGUGAGCAUGAAGCACUCCAACAUGACUGGUGGACUACUUUCUGCAAGUCUGUAUGGACGGCUUUAUCAUCUGGACAAGGACUGAAUUAUAUCGAAAUGCUGCUUAAGAAACAGCACAUUUUCUGACCAGGACCGUCACACAGUGUAAUUAAUAGAUAAAUUCCUGCAUUUAUUGUGUAAUUUCUUUCAAACAUUUUACCAAAAACAGCUCUUCUGGCAAGUUAAUGGCAAAAAAGCCAUUAGUCAUCAAUGUCUCUCUGCCCAUGGCACAAAUUCACUGGGGAUGACAGUGACAAAAAUUAACAUAAUGUAACAUUUUGUCUUAUGAAAAUGUAAAGAAAAAGUGGAUGGAUUUAUGAAUGAAAAUUCAACCUGCAAAAGUUUGUUUUGUAAUAGGAACUCCUGAGUGUAGUCACACCUGCUGCCUACUGCUUUAUUAACUUAAAGGGAUACUUUGAAAUUUUUACAGUAGAGUUUUUUAAGGUACUUGGCUUUAGUAGUCGUGGCAUUAUCCUCCAGUGCAGUGGUGUCUGCUCUGACAUUGUCAAACAGAUGUACAUAUUGCUGCCAUUGGGCCUAAACCUUGUACUACCAAAAUCGCCCCUUUUCAGGGAAUGAAGAGAAAACCUGUAUCUUUCAAUUCAUUUAACACUGAAUAGUAACAGAAUUUUUUCUGAAACAAUGCAUGCUUUAAAUUUGAUUUUUUUGAAAUAAAGAAGAUCUGUUAAAUUU